GUGAUCAACAAUCAGAAUUCCCAAUAUCCUCCUGUGUGUUUUGGUUGUCAGUGUAUCGGCGUACCAGACAUCUUGACACAUAUAUCUUGAAGCAGAUCUUGUAACAGAGCACCGGAUCAAUCUUCAUAACCUGUCUCGGCAUAACAGACAUCUUGAGACAUAUAUCUUGAAGCAGAUCUUGCAACAUAGCACCGGAUCAAUCUUCAUAACCUGUAGUCAAACACCAUGGGUGGGACUUUGGAAUCGCUCAGUGCCAUCGUUUUGGAGUACCGAACAACGCUAAUUCUGGGUCUGGGCUUGGCGGUGAUGGUGUAUCUGAUGAACCGGAAGCGACACAAACUUCCACCGGGACCACGUGGUCUCCCGUUGCUUGGCAACAUUCUAGCUAUACAAAACGUGUCGCUCUACCGGAAGCUGUCACAGUGGGAGAAGCAGUUCGGCCCGGUGAUGACCCUUCACCUUGGUCCUGUAAGCUGUGUGUUUCUCAACAACGUGGAGGCGGUGCAGGAAGCGUUCGUGCAGAAAGCUGUCGCCUUUGCUGGUCGGCCGAUGACGUUCUCGGGAAAGGCUUUCACGGAGGGAGGGAAGGACAUUGCCUUCACAGAUUAUGGAGCAACAUGGCAACUCCAUCGGAAGCUGGCAUUGAGAGCCCUCAAGUACUACAUGAAGGGCGAGAAGUUUCAGGACACGAUAGUUGAAGUCAUGGAAGCGGUUGCAGCAGAGAUGGAAACAGAGACAGAACCGUUCGACAUCUACCGCUACAUCAACCUCGCCAUCUUCAACAUCAUCAGCAAGAUCUGCUUCGAUGAGAAGUUUUCAUCGGAUAAUGAAGAGUUUCUGGAAUUCUGUAAAGGACUUGACACGUUCUCGGAAGAGGUAGGGAAUGGGUUCCUGGAAGAUGUUUUUCCUCCGAUAAGACUUUAUCCAACAGCUAAAUUCAGGAAGUUUAUGAAGAUACAAGACUCUAUGCUGGGAUUCAUUUACAAAAGGAUCAACGUACAUAAAGAAACGUUUUCAUCGGAUACACAACGUGACUUCACAGACGCCAUGUUGAUUGCCCAGAAGGAAGCAGAGGCGGAAGAGAACCCGGAACUACUUGCGCAGAUUACCAACACGCAUCUCGGCCAGACCGUAUCGGAUGUUUUUCAAGCGGGGGUGGACACGUCCCGACAGACUCUUCACUGGACAAUCCUGUACUUAGCUGCACACCCAGAAGUGCAGGCGAAACUCCAUGCGGAAGUGGACAGCGUGAUAGGUCAGCGCCGAGUGCCGAUGUUGUCCGAGCGACACAAGCUGCCGUACACCGAGGCCGUGUUAUAUGAGAGUAUGCGGAUGGCGACUGUUGCACCUCUCAGCCUCCCCCACUCAACCACUUGUGAUACAACGCUCGGUGACUACGAGAUUCCCAAAGGGACAAUGGUGAUGGCCAACCUCUUCGCUAUCCAUCAUGAUCCAAGACACUGGAAAGAACCAGAAGUCUUUAAUCCAGAACGUUUCCUGGAUGAUUCUGGAAGGUUUGCACCAAAGCCAGAAAGUUGGAUGCCAUUCUCCGUCGGCAAGAGAUCGUGUAUGGCGGAGGCGUUGGCCAAACCGGAACUACAUCUUCUCUUGGCGUCUUUCAUGAGAUCUUUUGAGAUUCGUCUGCCGGACGGGGUGACCCCUGACCUUGAACCACAAGGAAGCUUCACCUGUUUGCCUAAGCGCUAUAAGGUUGUCAUCAAAAACAGACUGGUGUGAUAUGUGAAAAGACGGCCUACCACAUGUGAUGUUCACAAGUAACCAGAAGACGAGUUACACAUGAAAUAGACAGAAUUAUACUACUUAUAUAUUUAUACUUAUAUACUUAUUUACUUACGUGGGAAUAAUCUGGUUAGAAAUAGUGUCUCACUUUAAAGCCUUUUUUAACCUCAAAGCUCUAUGUGUAAUCUUCAACUAUAUAAGACGUGUUUUUUUCUUCACAUCUAGCUUUGCUUCAUCUGUGACAUCUGAAUAUUAAAAAACAAUAGAUCGAUUUUUCAUUGAAGCGAUCCUCAAACUUAAUUAUCUUUUUUAGAUGAAUUGUUGUCGCUUCAUAUCAUUCAACAUGUCACAAACUGUUAACAUUACGCCAUUAGAACAAGCAUGGACUAAAUUUCAUUCACUAACAUAGACAACAUUUUCUUUAUUAACGUGUCAACGUGAAUAUACAUGGAUAUAUACUGAAGGCAAAACACGGAUUGUCCUCCACCAACUACAUAUAUAUAUGUGGUCUUUCUGUACCCUCGGUCUUUGUACAAGCUACUUAAUUCUUUGUGUGAAGUAUGUGUACGCUAAUGACCUACUCUUGAAUGUACAGAAAAUCUAUGUCUAUAUUCCACCUUGAAACACCGUAGCUGCCUAUAUCUACUUUUGAUCAUGUUCUACUUUUUUGUAAUUUUAAAAAUACAUUGAAAGGAACAAAACAAUAAUAGUCUUCUUCGACUUUUUUGUACCCAAUGGAAGUAGGAAAUGUACACUAAUGAAAAUGUAGGUUUUCGUGGAAAGAAAACAUACGUUAGAUUUGAAUACAAGUAUGUCAAAUAAUG
Messenger RNA from Haliotis rufescens (red abalone), 2564 nucleotides. RefSeq names its product steroid 17-alpha-hydroxylase/17,20 lyase-like. The transcript has 12 exons. Bases 226 to 1737 code for a protein of 503 amino acids. Gene Ontology annotation, molecular function: iron ion binding; steroid 17-alpha-monooxygenase activity; heme binding. Gene Ontology annotation, biological process: progesterone metabolic process; hormone biosynthetic process. The record is from RefSeq and is a predicted model, not a curated record. NCBI's taxonomy places the organism in Eukaryota, Metazoa, Mollusca, Gastropoda, Lepetellida, Haliotidae.